Molecule: messenger RNA, 702 nt
Organism: Opisthorchis viverrini
Lineage: Eukaryota; Metazoa; Platyhelminthes; Trematoda; Opisthorchiida; Opisthorchiidae
Exons: 3
Coding region: 1-702 (233 amino acids)
Source: RefSeq, a predicted model, not a curated record
AUGGAACGCGAGAAGGUCAAAAAGAGGCAUUUCGCUUCGUACAUGUUGCGGAAACUACAAAACGCAGAGGGCCUAUUCAUCCUCGCAACAGUUCACCUGAUCAAUGAAACAGUUAUACUGAGAGGAGCUAAAUAUGCGGCAAAUACUGUGCUGAGGUUCAGCGCUUCGUUCCAGGCCAACAUCAUUGGAUGUCCUCUUUGUGGAAGUGUUGGCAAGCACUUCUGCAUUUUCCUCUUUGUGGAAGUGUUAGCAAGCACUUUUGCAUUUUCUGUACAAGCCGAAAGCUAUGGACAAAAAAUCAGUUAUUCAUCUAAAGAGUCAUUUUGUGACAAGCAAGAGGAACAUCGCCUCAGAGAGGGCAAAGCCCGCCAACGUCAUAAGAAACCGAUACGUUGUGGACCGGCAGCCGGUGGUACUAGUCGUUCACGAAGUGCACAAAAGCCAACGUGUGUCUCCAGACCGCCACCUGGGUCGAGACGCAGUUUCCUCGGCCACCGACGGUGCAUCAUCUGUUGCGGACGCCGGGGCUUGAGACAGCAAGAUCUGAUCCUUAAAAACAGCUGCCUAACGAUGGUUGUGGCCGUCCUGUGUUUUAGCCCUAAAGCUUAUCCACCACCCGAUUUAUUUUUUUUACGCAGGCCGUCCAAAGACGUAGAUGGAGGUUUGAGAAGUUGUAACCCGACGGCCACCGUUGGUGGAUAA